UUUUCUUCCAGUGUUGUUUUUGUUUUUAAAGUGGUCAGAGUUAGUUAUUGGGACAUUUUUACAAUAUAUUCAGUUAAAAGAGGCCCUCACAUGCCGGAAUGAUGUCUUUUGGUCAACUCCAUGGCCUAACGUGUCAGGCGAUUUUGGUGCUAAUGUGCCUGAUUUGCUACGGAUGCGGCGGAUUGAGUGGGGCCAAGUUUGUAUUCGAUGACACGGUGGCCAUUGUGAGGAACAAGGAUGUUAAUUCAUUGCCAACCAAUUUGACUGCGAUAUUUACCAAUGAUUUCUGGGGUGCCUCGUUGCUCAGUGAAGAUUCGCACAAAUCUUUUCGUCCACUGACUACUUUGAUGUUCCAUUAUGAGUACGCUUUAAUGGGUCUCAAUGCGGGACACAUGAAGUUUCUCAAUCUCUUGCUUCAUUGCCUCAAUACUCUAUUGUUGUGGCGUCUCGUGCGUUCGCUGUAUAUUCAAGAGAUAAACACGGAUCGUUGGGCCAUCAUAUCGGCUGCUUUAUUUGCCACACAUCCCAUACACACGGAGGCAGUAUCCGGUGUAGUGGGACGGGCAGAGCUAAUGUUCGGAUUGAUUCAUUUGCUUUGUCUACUGCUGGUAGUGGCCAAUGUGGAGAGACAGAGUUGGACCAGUAUUGCUUUGAUUUUGGCUCUCACCGGCAUUGGCAUGCUAUUCAAGGAGUCAGCCAUAACCAUUCCCAUUUCGUGUGUGUUGCUGGACUAUUUUCAAAAUGGCUAUUACAUGUUGCCAUUUCGGGAUCAGGAGAGGAUUCUGCGCACUCGCUUGAGCUACCUGGUAUGCGUGGCGGGUACAGCGUCACUGCUAUUGGCUCGCCUCUGGUGGCAGAACUUUGAAGCGCCCCAAUUCAAAGAGGUGGACAAUCCUAUAGCCCACAACGAGCAUAUUCUGACACGAGUGCUAUCCCAGCAAUAUCUACUGGUCAUGAAUCUCUGGCUAAUGCUAUGCCCGCAGUGGCUAUGCUAUGACUGGGCCCUCGGAUGUGUGAAGCUUGUUACUAGCAUCUGGGAUCUGCGAUUGCAGGGAGUCAUAGGCUUCUAUUCCAUUCUGUUGGUAGCUCUUAUGCACUUUCGCCGUUUGCCAGGUCUAAUGCUGGGCCUAGGCUUGACGAUUAUUCCCUUUCUGCCUGCAUCGGGGAUAAUUCGAGUUGGAUUCGUCAUUGCCGAAAGGACUCUAUAUGUACCGUCAAUUGGUUUCUGCCUAAUGUCCAUCUAUGGUUUUCUCUAUUGGUAUGAUCAGGGAUUUAACAAAACCCAUUGGUCCACUAUGAUGCAGGGCAUGCUCUUAAUGCUUAUUGCCGUGAUGAUGAUGAGGACUCGUCAGCGCACCAUCGACUGGCUAAACGAGGAGCAACUUUUUAAAUCCGCCCUGCAAGUGUGUCCAGAUAAUGCGAAAGUCCACUACAAUAUUGCUCGACUGGCCACCGAUACGGGCAACAACUCAAAGGCUUUCCACCAUUAUCACAGGGCCAUUGAUCUUUAUCCAGCGUAUGAGUCGGCCCUCAUGAAUCUGGGAAAUCUCUACCGCGAGCAUGGCCAGCUGGAGACUGCUGAGAAGUUUAUACGUUUAGCUUUGGAGGUGUAUCCUGCCUUUCCUGUGGCUUGGAUGAAUCUCGGUAUUGUUCAGUCUGCUCAAAAGAAGUACAGCCAGGCCCUGGCAAGCUACGAAAGAGCCCUUAGUUAUCGCGCCAACUAUGCUGUCUGCUUCUAUAACAUGGGUAACCUCUAUUUGGAACAACAACUUUAUGCCGAAGCUCUGCAUCAUUGGCAGCAUGCGGUGGCUCUUAAUCCGAAACAGCCGAAAGCCUGGGCCAACAUAUUAACCAUGCUAGACAAUCGAGCCCUCUACGAGGAUGCUUUACGGCUCUCGAGUCAAGCUCUAACUCACAUGCCCGACGAGGUAAGCAUUCUUUUCAUACGUGCGAAUGUUUUGGGCAAACAGAAGCAUUACAUGGAAGCAGAGGCUCUCUACAAGCGUGUCAUUCAGCUGGCUCCACACAAUAUGCUCUAUCAUACAAAUCUGGGAGUUCUCUACCAUCGAUGGGACAAACUCCAAGAGGCAAUUGAGGAAUAUCAAACAGCUAUUAGCCUGAAUGCGGCUCGUGCCAUAACUGCAAGAGAAAAUCUGGCCAAGCUUAUAAAACGAUUGGAACGAGAGGCUCAGAUGAAGCAUCAGUAGGAAGAGUCAAAGUCACCUUCACCUGAUUGACAACCUGAAUACACAAGGGAACACUUUGCGGUUGUGUCCAGUAGAUAAAUCGAAGAAAUGAAUUACGAACCCACAAGUCAUUAAAUCGAUCUUAAUCGGUCUUUUAUUUCGCCCUUACAGAUAAAUAUAUCUGUAUAUUAAGAUUCCGAUCUGAUUCUAUCAUAUUUUUAAAUGAGACUUUUUAAAUGUAAGAUAUUUAUUACUAUUUAUGUAUAUGACGUUAGCAGUAUAAGUCUAAGCUCUAAACUAUCAAUAGAAUGAUCUCAUUCUAGGAAUUUCCAGACAUUUUCGAAUUGAAUCUCUCUCAGUGCAUUUCUGACAAAUUAUCUUUAGUUAGACCAAUUAAUGUGAACAAGUUCAUAUCCUAGAUUAUGUUUAGUAUUAAUUAAUUUAUUCAUUUAUUUAU
Drosophila willistoni is the source of this 2643-nucleotide messenger RNA. RefSeq names its product protein O-mannosyl-transferase TMTC4 (gene Tmtc4). Bases 99 to 2207 code for a protein of 702 amino acids. Gene Ontology annotation, biological process: endoplasmic reticulum unfolded protein response; protein O-linked glycosylation via mannose. The transcript has a single exon. Gene Ontology annotation, molecular function: protein binding; mannosyltransferase activity. Gene Ontology annotation, cellular component: endoplasmic reticulum. The record is from RefSeq and is a predicted model, not a curated record. NCBI's taxonomy places the organism in Eukaryota, Metazoa, Arthropoda, Insecta, Diptera, Drosophilidae.